UCAUUUUUAUCAGCGUCAUACCAGAAAUUGAGAUGCAUUGUCGUCGUGGAGAGCCGUGUGACCCUUAAACGAAUCGCAUACAAUUAAAUAGUUUGGCAUCACAAAAUAGACCAAAAAUAACGCAAAACGCGAUCGCGCACACACCAAAUUAAUGCGUCCAAUUGUCAACCGCGUGUGUGUUGCGGCAAUUGUUAUUCAAAUGCUUUCUGUUGUGCUCUUUCAAGAUGACUGACGAGAUUAUAAUUGUUAAUAGUAAUUUACAUGAGUCAAAUAGCACCAACACCACUAUGACAUCGUCGUUGUCGUCGUUGUUGCCGUCGUCGUCGUCGUCGUUGUCGCCGCCGCUAUCGACAGAACCACACCAAGCAACAAUUAAUAAGAAUAACAGCAACACCGUUGAACAACUGCUGCGGCUGCAUGACUCUCCGUCGCAAGUCGUCGAAAAAUUUAUUAAAACUCAAAAUAACAUCAGUAAUAAAGAUGAUGUCGAAGCAGCAGUAUCGGACACUAGUUGCUACAAUUGUACACUAAACGCCAAUAAAAAUAAUAGUCAAAAGUUGUUAAUAGAUAGCUCACAUCAAUUAUUGCCUUCGCAACUAGCGGUGCUGCCGUUACAGCAACAACGAUCGAAUUUUGCCGUAAAUUUACAUGCGUAUCAGUCGAGUGGCAGCGCCACCAGCAAUAACUGCAUUAAACGAGAUUUAUCGUCAAAUACCGACAAAUCAGCGGAAAAUCAAUUAUUUUUGCCGUACGAAAAGUGUCUGGGCCACGCGAAGCACAAGUGUCACAGCACGGGCUGCAAAAAGUUGAUCAGUCUCCACAAGUCCCGCUCAAAAUCCGACACUUGCUUGAACAAAAACACCAAAAAUCAGCAUUGGCACACAUUCACCAAAAAAACCACAUCGAGCAACGAUCACAUUGCUGAGGACGACGGGACCCUUACGUCACCACUGAAUGUCCGUUCCGAUGACAUCAACGACCCUUUUAUAGUUUGUCUCAAGGAAAAAUCUCAAUAUUUCUACGAUUCGCUUGUCGCGCACGAUCAAACCAGGACAAAGUCACACAAAUUCCCAUUUAAGAAAUCGACGUCUGUGGAACACCUGCCCGUUGACAAGUUGCAGUAUGCGUCCGACAUCGUGAACAGCGGUGGAAAUUCGCAUUUUUACAAAGGUCCAGAGACAUUUAACAAGAAACCAGUCGCAAGCAACGGCAACGGCGCCAAGAGUAAACAACAUUACCCGAGAGUACAGCAGUACGGUAGAAAAGUCAGUGGCAUCGGUAGUCCCUUUGAGAAGAAGGAAAAUAUCGAAGAAGAAGAGGAGGAGCAGCAAGACGACGACGCGUUACGAUUUAUUUGCGAAAGUGGCAUUUUGGGAUCACCCGUCGAGAUAAUGGGCAAUGCAAUUUCGGGCAUUUUUCGCAAGCAGUCAAAGGUGACGACGUCUUUUCAGGAACCGGUUAACAAAGAACAGAUCCGCAAAAAUUCGCUAGUAUUAAUGAAACAAAUCAGUGAUAUGCGCCGCAAAUCAUUAACAGAAGACUAUGAAUAUUUACGCAACACUGCAGUGCCGAACCUGAAACGGGAAUUAAGCGAAUAUGAAAUUAAGGUGGCCACGUACGAGGACGAGGUGGUCCAGCUACGGAACAUCAUCAAAGCACGCGACGACGAAAUUCUCAAACUCAAAACAGAGAUUCACAAGUUGAAGCUUGUCUCCCACUUGCCUCUUUCCUCCACACAGAGUGUCCUGCAACAGACGUCUGCGACAUCGCCCAUCACACAAGAUGCUCCGCAAGACCUCUCCACGAUCCAGGAGACGCUACUAGAGCACCAAGACAUCUCCCUGUACGAACCAAAUGCCAACUACGAAGUCGAUCCCACGCAAACGACGACCACGACCCAAGCUGACGUGAAUUUCGGUGGACAACAAAAACGCGCCAAUGCCCAUUUGACGCCGCUCCCGAUGCCCCUGACGAAGAAACAGGGUGUUUCGGGCGAAUCGUGCGACACGCAACGCCAAAGUGCCACAGACAUCUCCAUACAAAAGUACGAGAAGGACUUUCGGUCGAAGCAGCUCAUCAAAGAUGCCAUCAUGGACAAUGACUUCCUCAAGCACAUCGAUAGCUUGCAGAUACGCGAGUUGGUGGAGUCGAUGUUCAGUCGGGAGUUCUCGACGGGCGAUUAUGUGAUACGUGAGGGCGAGGCGGGCGCACAUCUCUUUGUAUCGGCCGAGGGCGAAUUCGAGGUUAUCAAGAAUGGCACAAGUCUCGGCAAAAUUGGGCCGGGCAAGGCGUUUGGGGAAUUAGCAAUAUUAUACAAUUGUACUCGCACGGCAACAAUUAGAGCACUUACCAAUUCACGAGUAUGGGUACUCGAUCGUCGAAUUUUCCAGCACCUCAUGAUGCGCACGGGAAUCCAAAGGAUGCAAGAGAAUACGGCCUUCCUGAAAUCCGUGCCACUGCUUAAAAAUCUAAAUAACGAUGUACUUACAAAGAUUGCUGAUGUACUUGAAGUGGAAUUCUAUCCAGCCGGUACAUAUAUUAUUCGACAAGGAGCUAGCGGUGACACAUUUUUCCUCAUCAGCCAGGGAACUGUCAAAGUUACUCAACGUGUGCCAGGUGCCCAAAUUGAAGAAGAAAUCCGCAUUCUCGGUCGUGGCGAAUAUUUCGGCGAACAAGCGUUGAUCAAAGAGGACAAACGAACGGCAAAUAUCAUCGCGAUGUCUCCCGGCGUCGAAUGUUUGACGCUCGAUCGUGAUUCCUUCACGCAACUCAUUGGCAACUUUUGCGAGGAAAUUCACUUCAAGGACUACGGCGAUCAAAAACGCAUUUUUGCCUCGAAGGGCGAACUCAUUCAGCCAACGGCAUCCGCAACGCUGGGCGAAACGAAACAAGAGAUGCUCGACAUUGACUUGUGGGACUUGAAUGUGGUGGCGACACUGGGUAUCGGUGGUUUUGGUCGCGUGGAGCUCGUAAAAUGCGAGAAAAAUGGCAAUUUGAGGACUUUUGCGCUGAAAUGUCUCAAGAAGAAGCACAUUGUGGAGACGAAGCAGGAAGAGCACGUCUAUAACGAACGAAAAAUCAUGUUGUCGUGCAAGACGCCGUUCAUUUGUCGCCUUUAUCGCACGUAUCGCGACAGCAAGUACGUUUACAUGCUACUUGAGGCCUGUUUGGGCGGCGAAGUGUGGACUAUCUUGCGUGACAAGGGCAAUUUCGACGAUAACACGACACAAUUUAUCAUUGCAUGCGUUUUGGAGGCAUUUGAUUACUUGCAUUCGCGCGGAAUUGUCUAUCGCGAUUUGAAGCCGGAGAACUUGAUGCUCGACUCGAAUGGCUAUGUGAAAUUGGUCGAUUUUGGAUUUGCUAAGCACAUUGGACUCAGCAACAAAACGUGGACUUUCUGUGGCACGCCAGAAUACGUUGCACCGGAAAUUAUCUUGAAUCGAGGACACGAUCGUGCUGUUGAUUGUUGGUCUCUUGGUAUUCUGAUACAUGAACUUCUCACUGGAACACCACCGUUUGCCGCAUCCGACCCGAUGAAAACCUACAACUUGAUAUUGAAAGGCAUCGACAUGAUUGACUUCCCGCGACACAUGUCACGCACAGCCAUUAGUCUCAUCAAACGUCUUUGCAGAGACGCGCCCGCAGAACGGCUCGGCUACCAGAGAGCUGGAAUUCAAGAGAUUAAGAAACACAAAUGGUUUGCCGGCUUCGAUUGGGAUGGCCUCUCAAGCCUGACAUUACAGCCACCUAUUUUACCGAAAGUAACGGGACCCACAGACUCAUCCAACUUUGAUGAAUUCCCGAGCAAAACUGAAGUGCCUCCGGAUGAGACCUCUGGAUGGGAUUCCGCAUUUUAAAGCUCUUUAAUAAAAAAAAAAGAAACAGACGCAAUAACGCUAGAAAGUAAAGUAACAAGAGAAAAAUACUAAAUAGCUUUAAAUCGUAGCCUUUUUGGACAUUUUGAAUGUCAUCGCGGUGAAUUACAGCUCAAACGAUAGAAACAAAAGUGUCAAUAAUUUAAUAGUUUUUAAAUGUUUAUAAAUAUAUUUUUAUCUCUUUAAAUAUUUUAUUACCUAUCUUUUUACGAGAAACCAAAAUUUAUAUAUAUUUACAUGUUAUUUUCCAUUUCUUUUUAUUUUUUGUUGUUUAUUUUAGUCAAUAAAUAAAAUAUUUAAUCGUCAAAUCUCACCUAGAAGAAAAAAAAUUGCCGCCUUUGUUGUGACCAUAAAAGAAAAAAAUCAAGGCGAUUGGCAAUAAGCAAAAAUGUUUCAUUUAAAUUUUUAUAAAAUAUAUUUUUUUAUAAAAAAAAUUUUAAGAGUGCCUUAAAAAAAUAAAAAUAAAUAAAUUUAAUGAAACAUUUUUUCUCAUUGCUCGAAUUGCUUAUUUUGAUCAAAAAUUAUUGUUUUUAUUUUUUUGUAAUUUAAAAUUUAGAACAAAAAUGUAAACUAGUGUAU
This is a messenger RNA of Culicoides brevitarsis, 4454 nucleotides long. RefSeq names its product cGMP-dependent protein kinase, isozyme 1 (gene Pkg21D). Bases 225 to 3857 code for a protein of 1210 amino acids. Gene Ontology annotation, biological process: protein phosphorylation. Lineage: Eukaryota; Metazoa; Arthropoda; Insecta; Diptera; Ceratopogonidae. The record is from RefSeq and is a predicted model, not a curated record. The transcript is spliced from 11 exons. Gene Ontology annotation, molecular function: ATP binding; cGMP-dependent protein kinase activity.